AUGGACAAUAUAUCAAAGCCAGCAAUUUCUCCCAAUCCAAUUAUUUUGAAGAAAACAAGCGUUUAUCCACGAGAAGCAGAGAUUCUCAAAGAGCUAAGGAAUGCAACCACAAAUCAUCCUCUUGGCUUCAUGGGCACUUCACCUGAUGCGGGGCAGCUAAUGGCCUUGCUUUUGAAACUUUUAAAUGCUAAAAAGACAAUUGAAGUAGGAGUUUUCACUGGAUACUCUCUUCUCCUCACCGCCCUUAACACUCCUUGCGAUGGAAAGAUUACAGCUUUAGAUCCAGACAGAAAAGCAUAUGAGAUAGGACUUCCAUUCAUCAAAAAGGAUUGUGUUUUGCACAAGAUUGACUACAUAGAGUCUCCAGCUCUGUCAAUUCUUGAUAAACUCCCGCAAGAUCCUGCAAAUGAAGGGACUUUUGACUUUGCCUUUGUUGACGCUGACAAAAAUAACUACUGGAAUUACCAUGAGAGGCUUAUCGAAUUGGUUAAGAUUGGAGGGAUUGUUGCCUAUGAUAACACACUUUGGGGAGGAACUGUUGCCUUACCAGAUAUGACAGUAUCAGAACCAAAGAGAGAAUGGAGAAGAUUCACACUUGCUUUUAACGAAGCAAUUCCAAGGGAUUCUCGUCUUGAACUUGCUUUUGUUUCAAUAGGCGAUGGACUCACUAUAUGCAGACGCAUUCACUGA
Molecule: messenger RNA, 690 nt
Organism: Vicia faba (fava bean)
Lineage: Eukaryota; Viridiplantae; Streptophyta; Magnoliopsida; Fabales; Fabaceae
Source: the annotation of a GenBank genome assembly